AUGGUUGUUAAGGUUGAAGGUGGAGAAGAGCCAUAUGUGAAGGGUGAUGAGCCGUACACCAGAGACAUCAGGGAGACCCAAAGGGACAUCAGUGUUGAGGAGAAGAAGGAUGGACAUUUGAGGAUUAAAGAGGAGGAAAUUCCUAUAGAGAUCAGCACAGGUGGACAGAAUAACAGAAACCUCAGUGCGGCAGCCGGAUGUUCCAGUCCUCCUUACUCCCAGCAAUCUACAAAGACAAAGAAAGACCAUGAGACAUCACAGGACCUCCAGGAGGAAAAUCUGAUCAAAGUUGAAGUGAAAGAGGAAGAAGAAGAAAUAGAAGAGACCUACGUGAUGGGGGAUGAGCCGUGCAAGGAGGAAGUUCCUUCGGAGAUCGGUAGAGAUGGACGAUACAGAAGGUACAACGCAGGAAAACGUCGCGUCGCGUCUGCAACGAAUGGUGGAAUGGACGAGGACGACGUCACUUCCAAUUCUUCAGAGGAAAACCCAAUUACCGUACGGGUCCUUCCAGUACCUAACCGCGCAGAUCCGUCAUCCAAACCCGCUAUACAAGGCCGGAGUUUUCACGAUCACUCAUCUGCGGUUAACCACCACGGAGGGGGAGAAGCGUUCCCAUGUUCUGAAUGCGGGAAGUGCUUCACCCGGAGAGGAACCCUCACCGCACAUCAGAGGUCUCACACCGGGGAGAGGCCUUUUUCAUGCCCUGAGUGCGGAAAAUGCUUUUCUUGCAAGAAAAUUCUCAUCAGACACCAAAGAAUCCACACGGGGGAGAAGCCGUAUUCGUGCCCCGAGUGCGGAAAAAGUUUUACUCAGAAAUCAGGUCUCAUCAGACACGAGAGCGUUCACACGGGGGCAAAACCAUUUUCGUGUUCUGUGUGCGGGAAGUGUUUCUCCAUGAAGGUGACUCUUACCAAGCAUGAAAAAAUCCACACGGGAGAGAAGCCAUAUUCAUGUUCGGAAUGCGGUAAAUGUUUCUCCUCUGGAACGAAUCUCGUCAGACACCAGAGAUCCCACACCGGCGACCGCCCGUAUCCAUGUUCCGAAUGCGGCAAAAGCUUUGCGCAAAAGUCGUAUCUGGUGGAGCACCAGAGACUUCACACCGGGGAGAAACCGUUUGCAUGUCCCGUUUGCGGGAAAUGCUUCACGCAGAAGUCGGUUUUGGUUACGCACGAAAGGAUACACACGGGGGAGAAGCCGUAUUCGUGUUCGGAGUGCGGAAGGUGCUUUACUGAUAGGGCCACUCUUGUGAGACACGAGAGAGUCCACACAGGGGAGAAGCCGUAUUCGUGCUCUGAAUGUGGGAAACAGUUUUCCAAGAAAUACUCGCUCAUUUGCCAUCUCGGCUCCCACAACGGGUCAGCAGCUUCUAUGUCAGGGUGUGGCAACUGAGUAAGGUUGACCCU
Messenger RNA from Nanorana parkeri, 1403 nucleotides. Its product is annotated as zinc finger protein 501-like. The transcript has 6 exons. Bases 1 to 1389 code for a protein of 462 amino acids. The record is from RefSeq and is a predicted model, not a curated record. Gene Ontology annotation, molecular function: DNA-binding transcription repressor activity, RNA polymerase II-specific. Gene Ontology annotation, biological process: negative regulation of transcription by RNA polymerase II. NCBI's taxonomy places the organism in Eukaryota, Metazoa, Chordata, Amphibia, Anura, Dicroglossidae.